This is a messenger RNA of Aegilops tauschii subsp. strangulata, 666 nucleotides long. RefSeq lists its product as uncharacterized. The record is from RefSeq and is a predicted model, not a curated record. Lineage: Eukaryota; Viridiplantae; Streptophyta; Magnoliopsida; Poales; Poaceae.
AUGUCGUCGCCGGCGCCGCCUCUGCUCCCCAUCGCACCGCUGCACGGAGAGAGCGGCUACCUCCGCUGGAGGGAGUCGGUGCUGCUCCGCCUCCACACGCUCGACGUGGCGCACGUGCUGACCGAGGAGCGCCCCGACGACGAGAGGUCGGCCGCCGGCAAGCAGUGGGCGCGUGCGGACGCGAUGUGCCGCGGCCACAUCCUGGCCACGCUCUCGGACCGCCUCCUCCAGGUCUACGCGCCCCACGCCACCGCGGCGGCCGUGUGGCGCGCCGUGGCGCGCACCUACGACCUGGACAUAGCGGUGGAUGAUCCGACAUACAGCUUGCCCUAUGAGAAGGCCGUCAAGUUCCGGUACGCGGAGGGCGAGCCCGUGACGGAGCAGCUCGCGCUCCUCGAGGGCUUGGCCACCAACGCAGAACUAAAUGACACUUGCCUGUGUCUCAUCGUGAAGGAUCAGUUCCCGACGUUGAGAAUGGCGGUCAUCAAGCGCAAAUACCGUGUGGGCGUGGACAAGCUCUGGGAGAUCGCCCGGCGGAAGGAACUGGCUGCCAGGGUAGAGUAUGUUCGCAAUGGCAGGUACGCUCCGCCGACGACAUACGCGCAAGACAGCUCCUCCUCCUCAGAUGAUGAUGAGCGGUGCCCGAUACGGCGACGGAGGACGUGA